Molecule: messenger RNA, 2061 nt
Organism: Helianthus annuus (common sunflower)
Lineage: Eukaryota; Viridiplantae; Streptophyta; Magnoliopsida; Asterales; Asteraceae
Product: glucose-6-phosphate 1-dehydrogenase, cytoplasmic isoform
Exons: 14
Coding region: 306-1853 (515 amino acids)
Biological process (GO): pentose-phosphate shunt, oxidative branch; glucose metabolic process
Cellular component (GO): cytosol
Molecular function (GO): NADP binding; glucose-6-phosphate dehydrogenase activity
Source: RefSeq, a predicted model, not a curated record
UUCCCUGCCGAAAUUCUGUCCAAAAUUCUGCGACAGACACGUGGCACGCCAACCACCGUGGCGGCAGACCAGAAAGUCAAUAAACACGACCAAAUUAUACAUUGACAGCAAUCCAUCCCGUCGUCUUCCAUAGAUGCUGGUGGUGGUAGUUGGUGAGCACCACCAAAAGAUUUAAACCUUCUUUCAUUAAUCUCAUCUAGAAGCUGCUUCGUUCUGUUUUAUUAUCAUUAUUAUAUUACACUCCAACUUUUCAUUCAUUCUUAGUUUAUAUCGAUCCUGUGAUCAGAAUUUGUUGAGGUUUGACUAUGGGGACUGGUCAAUGGACUGUUGAAAACAGAGCUCCAAUUAGGAGUGAAUCUUCUGUGAAUGAGUAUGUGCCGGAAAUCGGAUGCCUGUCGGUUAUCGUCCUCGGUGCUUCAGGUGAUCUGGCCAAGAAGAAGACGUUUCCUGCUCUGUUUCAUCUCUACAGGCAGGGGUUUAUUCAGUCACAGGAUGUUCAUAUCUUCGGUUACGCCAGGACCGCCAUUUCGGAUCAUGAUUUGAGAAGUCGAAUUCGCGGAUAUCUUACACCAUGCAAGGGUUUUGAGGAAACACAUGAGGAAGAUGUAGCCCAGUUUUUGCGGUUGAUUAAAUACGUGUCUGGUGCGUAUGACAAAGAGGAGGGAUUUCGUUUGUUAGACAAGGCAAUAUCGGAGUAUGAGCUGUCGAAAAACAGUACGGAAGGGUCAUCUAGAAGGCUCUUUUAUCUUGCUCUUCCACCUUCGGUGUAUCCGCCUGUCUGCAAAAUGAUAAGAAGUUAUUGCAUGAACAAGUCUGAUCUUGGUGGUUGGACUCGAAUUGUUGUAGAAAAGCCGUUUGGUAGGGACUUGGCCUCUGCUGAAGAACUCAGUGCUCAGAUUGGAGAACUGUUUGACGAACCGCAAAUCUACCGUAUUGAUCAUUAUCUGGGAAAAGAGUUGGUGCAAAACUUGAUGGUACUUCGUUUUGCAAAUCGCUUCUUCUUGCCACUAUGGAACCGUGACAAUAUUUCUAAUAUUCAGAUUGUGUUUAGAGAGGAUUUCGGAACUGAUGGGCGUGGAGGAUAUUUCGAUCAAUAUGGAAUUAUCAGGGACAUCAUUCAGAAUCAUCUAUUACAAGUGCUUUGCCUUGUUGCUAUGGAGAAGCCCGUUUCGUUAAAGCCUGAGCAUGUUCGCGAUGAGAAAGUGAAGGUUCUCCAAUCUGUUCUUCCGAUCGAAGACAAUGAAGUUGUGCUUGGACAGUAUGAAGGGUAUACCGAUGAUCCAACGGUUCCUGAUAACUCAAACACUCCCACCUUUGCUACCAUGGUUCUUAGAAUUCAUAAUGAAAGAUGGGAAGGUGUUCCUUUUAUUAUGAAGGCAGGGAAGGCGUUGAAUUCUAGAAAGGCGGAAAUUCGUGUGCAAUUUAAGGAUGUUCCCGGCGACAUAUAUAAAUGUCAAAAACAAGGCAGAAAUGAGUUUGUCAUAAGGCUUCAACCUUCAGAAGCCAUGUACAUGAAGCUAACAGUCAAGCAACCGGGGCUUGAGAUGACAACUGCUCAGAGUGAAUUAGAUUUGUCAUACGGACAGAGGUAUCAAGAAACCAUAAUUCCCGAGGCUUAUGAACGUUUGAUUCUUGACACAAUAAGGGGCGACCAACAACAUUUUGUUCGUAGAGAUGAGCUAAAGGCGGCAUGGGAGAUUUUCACGCCGCUUCUGCACAGAAUCGAUAGAGGUGAGAUGAAACCACUUCCAUACAAGCCAGGAAGCAGAGGCCCGGAAGAAGCAGACAAGUUGGCCCAAAAGGCAGGUUAUGUUCAAACUCAUGGGUACAUAUGGAUUCCACCAACUUUGUAGAGUGUCCACCUGGUGCCUGCAGAUGCAAAUAAGAACGUCAUGAUGUUCUAUAUAUUAGUAUCAUUGUAUGUGUUCUGCGGUUUUCUUAUAUAACGGGUGGGCUAAGGAACGUUUAUACACCGUGGUUUUUACCCAUCAACUAUAGGGUGUAAUGAACUCAUGUUUUGAUGCGAAUAAUUAUAAUGUUUGAUCAACAGAGUUAUAGUUA